GAUCCUGACGAGAAGCAGCGCUGGCGGGGGGUUCGAAAGUUGAGCGGAGCCGGACGCGGGGCCGCGCAGCUCAUCUGAACUCUAUCCAAGCUAUGUAGUUGGUCCAGUAAAAGUGAUCACCCUAAGGAAUCCUUGCCCUGUAUUUCUUUAGAAACGAACAAGGAGAUAAAAUGAGUUGGGCUGUGGAAGAAUGGAAAGAAGGUCUUUCCACAAGAGCCCUUCAGAAGAUUCAGGAGCUUGAAAGUCAACUAGACAACCUGAAAAAAGAACGACAGAAAAGGCAGUUCCAACUUGACUCUCUGGAGGCAGCUUUGCAGAAGCAGAAGCAGAAGGUUGAAAAUGAAAAAAGUGAAGGAGUAACACUGAAAAGAGAGAACCAGAGCCUGAUGGAAUUAUGUGAUAAUCUUGAGAAAGCAAAGCAGAAAAUUUCACAUGAGCUUCAAGUAAAAGAAUCACAAGUUAACUAUCAAGCGGGGCAAUUGAAUUCAGGAAAGAAACAAAUAGAGAAACUGGAACAGGAGCUUAAAAGGUGCAAAUCUGAGCUUGAGAGGAGUCAGCAAACCCUUACUACAGGAGAUAUAUCAUUCAGUGGCACACCACAGAAGACUUUUACUGCUUCUUUAACACCAACUCAAAAUCAGAAUGAUUCAAAGUUUGAGGAGCUACAAGAAAAAUAUAAUAAAGAAGUUGAAGAAAGAAAAAGAUUAGAGGCAGAACUGAGAGCCAGCCAGAUUAAAAAAAUAAAUCAAUCUCAUCUUCAAAGCACUAUGAGUCACAGGGAAAUUGCUCGGCAUCAGGCAUCCUUGUCAGUUUUCUCCUGGCAACAGGAAAAGACACCAAGCUGUCCUCCAUCCAGCAAUCAGGAAACCCCCUUAAAAAGAAGUUUUUCUACCUCCAGUUUUCCUUGGGAACAAGAGAAGACUCCCAGCCAUUCUGGCUUGAGAUCAGAGAAGAAAGAUUUCAACAGAAGUUUCUCUAAUAAUUCUAGUAAUUCUCCAGUCAUUGAUAGGUUAAAAGCACAAAACCAAGAGCUAAGCUCCAGAGUUAAAGAACUGGAGCACAUUCUACAAGUUCAAGAAAAAGAAAAGAAAUCUCAUAUGAAUAAACUUCAAGAAACUCAACUUCAGCUGGAUAAAAUGAAGCAGACAUUAAGUGAAAAAGAUAAUAACUUGAACAAAGGCAAAGAUGAACUCACUAGAAUGACAGCACAACUUGACCAAGCUGCUGCACAGUAUGAAACAGUGGAGCAAAAAGUUAAAAAGCUGUCGGAAGAACUGAAGUGUCAAAGACAAAAUGCUGAAAGUGCUCGUCACUCAUAUGAGCAGAAAGUAAAAGAAAAGGAGAGGGAAUAUAUGGAGGAACUGUCUCGUCAACAGCGUUCCUUACAUACACUAGACCAGCAGUGCAACCAGAUAAAAUGCAAGCUGAACCAGGAACUGCAGCAAGCCAAAAAUGACUACAAUGCUCUACGGGCAGAACUUGACAAAGUGACAGCAGCAAAACAGCUUUUGGAACGUGAUUGCAGUGAGCUUACUCAGAAGCUGAGUAGAGCAGAGCAGGCAUUGCUAGCAACUCAGUCAAAGGAAAAUGAGCUGAGGAAAAACUUUGAGGAAGUGAAAAAGGAAAAAAAUUUCCUUAAUUGCCAGUUUGAUCAAAAGUUGCGAGAGAUCCACCAGCUGGAAGAAGAACUAAAAACAGCAAAGCAAUUUUUAAAGCAGAGCCAGAAUUUUGCAGAAGAGAUGAAAAAUAAAAAUCUCUCUCAGGAAGCAGAGCUAAAAUUGCUCCAAGAAAAAUUAGACAAGCAAGAUAGUUCUGUAACUUUGGAGAAACUGAAAUUAGUAAUAGCUGACAUGGAAAAGCAGCAAGAAUCUGUUCAAGACUUGCUUAUACAAAGAGAAAAUCACAUUAAAGAAUUAAACAAUAAAAUAGGCAAAAUGGAAAAAGAAACAGAAGAUUUACAGAAGGCCCUUGGAGUGAAGAAGAGAGAAUGUGAAGAAAUAAGAAAGGAGAUUAUCACUUUUUCUGAGUGGAAAACUGAAAAUGAACAGCUUGCGAAUCAUCUAGAGUCUGAGAAGGAAGGUUUGCUAAACAAAAUUAAUCACUUGGAAACUUCUCUCAAAAAUCAACAAGCUAAAAGUCAUGAAACCAGUGAGAGAGUCAGAAACAUGGAAAUUGAAAAUGAAAGGUAUAAUAUAGAAAUUAAAAAUCUCAGAGAGACUGUAGAAUGUAAGAAUGCAACAUUAGACGCACAGAAAAAAGCCUACGAUGAACUUCAGCAAAAAGCAGACUGUUCAGAGCAAAAAUAUAAGAAAGAAAUAGAAAAUAUGACUUGGAAAAUAGCAGAGCUCACCAACCAAAUUAACCUUCUUGGACAAAGGCUCCAGUUGACAGAAAAUAAGGCAGUGGAAAAGGAUCAAUGUUAUCAAGAGUUGGUUGUUAAAUAUGACAGAAUCUGUUCUCUUGUAAAAUCAAAAGAUAUUUCUGAAGUGACAGAAGAUGGAGAAGUAUAUUCACAAAAUGAUGAUUGUAAAACUGUUUUAGAUGACAGACAAAUUGCAAUGAGCAAUGCCACUGCAUCAACAAAAGAGCCUGGAGCAAUCACUGAAGAUCAAGAAAAUCAUUUUACAAAAAUUGCACUAGGAACAGGAAAGAACAAUCAACAGGAUGUGACUGUUUUCCAACAUCAGAUAUCUUCUCUUGAGACUUCAUUAAUAGCUCAAAAGCAGUUGAAUUCAGAUUUACAGAAACAGUAUGAAGAAUUGAUACAAAUCAAGGGUCAGACAGAAAAAAGGCUGCUUGAAGUAGAACAGAUUCAUGGAAGUUUUGUGACAGAGACUAAGCAACAUAUUAGUAAUUUGCAAGAGGAUGUAUCUGCUCGGCAGGUUUUUGUUGGUAAAAUAUUAGCUGCUCUUGAAGACAAGGACAAGCAAUUCCAAAAGUUGAAUAAAGAAUUAGAAACUCGGCAAGCAGAGAUUCAGGAUUUAAAAAUAAAUAACCAAAUGCUUGAGGAAUCAGUAAGGCAAUUACAACUUAUGUCUGAAACAUGGAAUUCAGAGAAAAAAGAGAUGUCUACAAUGAUUUGCUUAUAUAAAGAAGAAAUUGAUGGUAUUAUUGAAAAAAAAGCAACCCUUCAGGGCAUUAACACAACUUUAGAAGAAGAAAAAGUAGAUCUUCUAAAAGCACAUGCCCAUAUUUCUAAUAAUUUAAAGGAAAGAGAAGAAAUGAUUUCUGACAUGUCCAAAAAACAUAAAGAGGAACAACUGUCACUUGAAAAAAGAUAUGAAGAAAUUGAAAGAGAACUUGCAAUUCUACAAACAAAAUACCAAUCGGUAGAAGAAAAGAAUGCCAACAUAGAAAGUAUUUUAAGACUUCAAACAAAGAACUUUGAGGAGAGAAAAUCAGAAAUAGAAGAAGACAAACAGCUUAUUAAUGAACACAAAGAAGUUUUAUUGAGGCUAAAGUUAUCAGAGGAAAAAAAUAGAGAUUUGAUUCAGGAACUUGAGAAACUACAAUCAGAGUUUUCCCAUAUCCAAAAUGCAUCUUCAGUUGAGCGUGAUUGUCUAAGAAAGGAGAUAUUACAUGUCAGGGCAGAACAAAAUAAAGUGCAAGAACAAUAUAACAUCCUGCAUCAAGAGAGAGAGGAACUAAUCAGGGCAAUAGAAACAAAGAAUGAACAUCAAAUAUGUAACUUAGGCCUUCUCUCAAAAGCUAAUUAUGAACAGUUGAAAGAGUCUGUGGAAGAAAAAGAGAGAAACCUGAAUAAAUGUCAAGUUAAGCUUGAGCUGUUACAGAUGGAUCUUGAGGACAAAGAAGUCUCUGUAGAAAACUACAAGACACAGGUAAUGCAACUAGAGGCUGCUUUGAAAAGUUCAGAGAUAAAACUUGAAGAAAGUGAGAAGGAAAAAGAGGGGAUGCUGCAAGAAUUAGAAAUUAUUAAAGAAAAACUAGAAACUCCAGAUGCUAAGUUUAUAGCAAUGAAUACAAAUGAACAUUCAGAGGAUUUUAAUGGUGAUGUUGUUUCCCAGUACCAUUAUAAAAAGGCAAUGGAUGAAAAAUGUUCUUCAGGUCUUCAUGAGUUAACAUCAAGCCAGAAUGAUGAUGCUCAACUAGUAUCUUCUUGGCAGAUGACAGUAAAUAGAGUAAAUGAGUUGGAGAAAAUGUGUGAAAAGGUGCAGAUUGAAAAGUUAGCCUUAACAACUGAACAUAAUGAAUCAAAAACUGAAUCUGUGGCAACUACUGCUGAAAUGGCAGAAGAGGUAGGACAAUUAAUGAAUGAAGUUAAAAUAUUAAAAGAAGAAAAAGCUAUUGUUCCUGAUGAGUUUAUGGAUCAAAAUGAUGAAGAUAGAUCAGAAAUACAGUUUAAUGAGCCAAUGUCAUGCAAAUCUCUGGAAUGCAAUGUUGGGCUGAACUAUGAUUAUGAAUUUUUAAAAUUAUCUGAAAAAGAAGUUAAAAUACACUUUGUUGAAAUAAAGGAAAAACUUUUCUCUUUGCAAAACCAGCAUAAAAUUCUACAUGAGCAGCACUGUAAGACAAUCUCUCAAAUAUCUGAGCUGCAGUCUUGUAUUGAAACACUUAAAGCAGAAAAUUCUGCUUUGUCAACAAGUCUGAACAAAGUUCAUACUGAUUUAGUACAGGCGACUCCUGUCCAGAACAGUGGUGAGUUUAAAUCAGUUGACUCCAAGCACAUCUUUUCUCCAUUGGGUCUUAAUGAAAUCUCCCGUUUUGCAGAAGAAAGUUUUGUGUGUUCUUCUUUUGACAAUCAUAUGUACAAAAAGUCUGAAGAAAUAACUCAUCUGAAUAGCUCCGAAGAAUCUGUUUUAGGGAAUACAACAGAAAUUAGUGUAGUUGAAGAGCCUUAUGAUCAUGCUUUGGAACAUAUUGCACAGCAAGAGAGCAUUACAUCUACAAAAUGUCAUCUGAACAGUAAAAUUGAAGAGCUUCAGACACUGUGUCAGACAUACGAAAAGUCUAUCAAGAUGCUUGAAGACCAAUUUUGCUCUCAAGAAAAUAUGAAAAAUGAAGAGAUACAAGAACUAAAGCAAAUAAUCCUUUCUGAAAGGAAAGAAAUAGAUGACCUCAAAAAGCAAAAUGUUUCAGACAAUGAUCAGUGGCAGCAAAAACUCAAUAUUGUAACCAUGGAGAUGGAAUAUAAACUGGCGGCGGAGAAGAAACAGACUGAGAAUUUGUUUCUACAGCUUGAAGUGGCAAGGCUCCAACUACAAGGCCUUGAUUUAAGUUCUCGUUCACUGCCGUGCAUAGACAUUGAAGAUGUGCCUCCUGAAGAAGAAGAAAAUGGCUUGCAACAAUUAAAAGUGGAUAGUUUGCUCAGUGAGAACUUGACACAUGAAAGUGAUACACCUGACAUAAAACUCUGUGAGCAAAUUGCUAAAGAAGAGACUGGAUGUGGAAAAGUAACUGAGAUUACUGAAACAAGAUCAAAAGAAAAGCAUUUGGAGAAAUUUACUUCAGAGAGAGACUAUAGCUAUAUGUCAGACAAAAACACAAACCUUUCAGACAAAACAAGUGAUUUGUCACUUUCUAGUCACAGUUUAUCUGAAACUGCUGUGGAUUUCUUGGAAAAUGAAGUAGCCAUUGAAACUCUUCAGCAACAGGUAACUCAGAAGCCUGAGGAAAACUUGAUGCUGUUCCAUGGAAUACAAGGAAGCAAUGAAAAAGCGGAUAUGCUGCUAUUUGAAAUCAAAGAAUUAAACUCAAGGUUGGAUUUAAAGGAGAUGGAGCUUACUGCAAAGAUAAGUGUUUGUACAGAACUAGAAAAAACAGUUCUAGCCCUUGAAAAAGAACAACGUGACUUAAAAGAAAAACUUGAAUCUGCUGCUUUUGAUAAGCAGCAACUAUCUUGUAGAGGGAUGACUCUAGAAAAAGAACUUGAAAAAGUAAGGUCUGACAUGGAAAUGUACAAAGUUAGACUUUCUGAUGUGACAGACAUGCUAAAUGACUUAGAAAAGACCAAAGGAGAGUGGCAGGAAAAGUUCCUUGAAACAGAAAAUGAAUUGAAAAGGACUAAAUCUGAGAAAGCUAAUGUUGAGAACCAUGCUCUGGCCUUGGAAGGUGACAUUGAGGUGCUCCAGACAAAAAAUCGGCAAUUAGAAAGAGACAGUGAAAAUAAACUGAAAACUAUGUCUGGUUUUCAAGAACAACUUGCUGUCAUCACAGCUGAGAGAAACCAGCUUGGUGAAGAGCUAAGCAUUUUGAGGGAAAACAAAGAGGAAUUGGAUGAAGUGUAUCAGAAACUGCAAGAAAAAACAAAAGAGCUAGAAUCAAAUAAAAUAGAUUCUACUGAAUUUGUUAGGAUCUUGGAGGCUGAAGUGAAGACACUAACAAAACUACUUCAGACUGAAAAGUCCAAUGCAAGUCAUUUAACAAAGGAAAAAGACUGUCUUUUGCAGCAGUUGGAAAAAAAUACAGAGGUUCUAGCAUUAGAAGAACAAAAGUUGCAAAGCCUAACUGGACAUCUGAAUGAGGAAAAAGAAUUGAUUCUAAAAAAGUCAGAAAUGUUGCAGACUCAGUUAAGUGCAUCAGAAGUGGAAAACUCAAAGCUUUCCAAAUCUUUGGAAGGCUUAUUAACAGAGAAACGUGAACUUGCUGCUAGGCUCAACUCAGCACAAGAGGAGGUAGAUCAAAUGCGAUGUGGAAUUGAGAAAUUGAAAAUAAAAAUAGAAUCUGAUGAAAAGAAAAAACGCCAUGUAGCUGAAAAACUAAGAGAGUGUGAAUGGAAAAGAGACUCUCUUCUGGACAAAGUUGAGAAGCUUGAAAGAGAAUUGCAGAUAUCAGAAGACAAUCUAGAAGAUGCAAUUCUUCGAGCAGAGACCGCUAAGGUAGAGGCGGAAACUUUAAGCACUGAGAUGGAAGAGAGAGGUCAAAAAUUGAAAACUUUAGAAUUAGAAAUUACUGACAUCCAGGCAGAAAAAGAAGGUUUGGUUAAAGAACUAAAAGAAAAACAAGAAAAAAUAUUUGAAUUAGAAUCUUCUAAUUCCACCAUUGUAAAACUGCUAGAAAUAAAGGAAAAAGAAAAUAUUAAAAUGAGAGAGUUGCAAAAUGUUGUGCUGUUGGUCACAUCUCAGCUGAAGGAUGCAAGGCAUUCUUAUAAUGAGCAAGAAGUCUGUGAGGCAAAAGGAUUAGACAUAAUUAAUGAAGUUGGAUGCCUUGAAUAUGAUGAUAAAACACAAUUACUCGAGGAACUUCAGGAAACGGAAACCUUCAGUGCCAAAUUAGAGCAAUCAGUGAAAGCACUUGUUCAGAAACUUGCAACCUACAAGCAAAAGCUGACUGAGAAGAUCCAAGAAAAUGUUACACUUCAAAAUCAAAUAAAAGAUGCAGAACAGGUCUCCAUACAGCUUUUACAUUUGGAAAAUGAACAUGAACACUGGAAGGAGGCAAAAGAAGGGCUGCAAAAUUUGAUGGCUGAAUUAAUACCAAAGGUUCAAAAUCUAUCCAACACUGAAACUUGGCAGUCUGCCUUAGAAAAUCUAAAAAUAUCUUACAAAGAUCUUGAGAAGGACUUGGAAUCUACACGAUCUGAAAAAAUUGCGUUUCUUGAAAAGGUAAAUGAACUUACUGAAAAUAAUAUCUUGCUGGAAGACAAACUAAAGAAGGGUGAAGAGAAGAUUAUGAAACUGCAAGAAGAAUUAACCACCGAAAGGAAUAUCCUUGUUGAACAAGUUCAACAUCUUCAAGAACAGACAGAAAACAACCUGAUUCAGCUGAAUCUAAACACGUUAGAAAAAACAGAAUUGAGUAACAGUUUGGAUAAGGUGCAGAAGGAACUGGAAGAAAAAGGAAGAGAAAUGAAAAGAGAACUGUCAGAAUAUCAAAGAAGGCUUCAUCAAAUGGAGAAGAAUCAUCAGGUUGUUCUGGCAGAAACAAACAAAAAGAAUGAACUUGAAACUAUGGCAUGUCAAGACAAACUGAAGUCAUUGGAGCAGUGUAUCAGUGCACAAAAGUUGGAGAUGGAGCUCCUGAAAUCAAGUAAAGAGGAAUUAAAUAACUCUCUGAAAGAAGCCAAUCAGAUGAUAGAGGGCCUUACAAAAAACAAGGCAGACAAUCUUAAGACCAUAGUUCAGCUAAAGAAGGAUAUUGAAUUGGCCCACAGUAAAUUGCAGCUCUGUAUUGAAUCCUGUAAACAAAUGGAGCAAGAAAAAGAAGUUUUGCAGAAACAAGUUGUUGAACGGGAUGCUUUAUUAAAGGAACAAAAUCAAACUGUUGCUGAUGGUGUCAGUACAGAAGAAAUGAGGUUGAAGCUUGAAGAACUGCAGGAAUCUGUAGAAGUGAAAACCAAAGAAGCAGAUGAGAACCUGGAGAAGUACUGCUCUUUGAUUGUUAACUUCCACAAACUAGAGGAAGCAAAUGAAAUGUUAAAAACGCAAGUCUCCCUGCUGAAUGCUCAGCUGAAACCAACAACAGACGUUGUUGUCAGUAAUUCUCCUUUGCACAGUUUGGAUAAUCCAGUAACAGUUAAUGAUCAGCCAGUUACAAAGAGGAGGUUGAAUGAGGAGUCAACUCGGUGUUCAGGUAAAAGGCGAAGAAGUCAAGAAAUAAAGAAAGAAAAUGGAGUACCAAGAUCUCCUAUACCAGAGACGUUAGCUAAAAAGCUUAAAAAAGGAGCUAUCUACCAGGAUUCACUGAGUGAGAACACAGAAUAUCAACCAGAGGGACUCCCAGAAGUGGUGAAAAAAGGGUUUGGUGAUAUCCCUACUGGAAAAAUUAGCCCUUAUAUUUUACGCAGAACAUCUUUAAACCUGAGAACCAGUCCCCGCCUUGCUGCCCAAAGCCAGAGAUCAUCACCAUCAACCCAGAGCUUUCAAAAAGGCAGGUCAGAUAAUCUUGCUGAGCUCUCCAAACCAACAGCUGGUGGCAGCAAAUCACAAAAGGUGAAUGAUGCUCUGCAGUGCCAAGCAGGAACACCCGUCUUACCAAUGGAACCUACUUCAAGAUCUCCUGUGUGUGUAAAUAAGCAAUCCAUGAAAGCUGUUGCUGAGAGUUCAAGAGAGAGCCUUGAAACGCCGAAAAACAAGUGUUCUUUGCGGAAACAAACCUUGCCUGAUAAAGAUGAAGAAGAAAACUGUAGGGUACAGUAAAGCUGCAUUCAGAUCACUUCAGAGCAAAAUCCUGUUUAGAAGAUCAGAAAAUAUUUGUUGUGACUAAACAUAUGUCUAUAUUUUCUUUUGUGAAAAGACUGUUUAUUCUUUCACAACGUAUUGGUUUUGUAGAUCGUGUUCUUGAACAUUUACUAAUAGCUAUACUUACUAAAGCUACUAGAAAUACUCUGAUAGAAUAGAUGUCCAGUUUUAUUUAUAAUUGUGUUAGUAAUACAGCUGAUAUUCUUGGUUGAUGUAAAUAAUUUUUUAAAAACUUUUUGGAAAUAGAAAUUUUAAUAGUAAGAAAUAGCAAACCACAUAUUACAUAUGUGGGAUAUUACAUUACAACCUACAGUAUUCCUUUUGUUUACAAAUACCACUUUACAUUUUCAAAACAGGUUAUUGUUUGCAUUUAUUAAACAAAAAGGUUCUCUAGAUAUAAUGGAAACAUGGGUGAACAAAGGAAAAUGAAGUGAAAUGGCUGCAAAACCAGUUUGCAUUUGGCAAGACUGCACCUCUAGUAAAAAUGGAAAUUUAAUGUAGGUCAUGAUAAAAUGCAUUUGAAUUUGUGAAAAAUCAUUACAAAAAAGGCCAAGAUAAAAUAAAAACAGAUUUAUCACUUGAAAGGAUCUCAAGGCCAACCUACUAGCUGAACACAAUGCUAGGCAAAACAAAAGUAUCACAUCAGAUUGAUUAUCUAAAUGAUUAAUUGCCCAACUGAGUGGAAAUGAUUUCUCUUUUCUACCCCAGAAAAAUCCUGUUCAUGUUUACCUUUCCAGGCCAAGUAUUAAAAUAAUCAAACCUGCUAAAACACUAACAGUAGGAGCCCUAACACAAUAAACUGUACAAUGUAGAUAGAAGGUACUUUCUUUUUUUUCUGUUCUCAUAUUGGAUCAGACUUUCUCUAGUUUUUUCCAUAACUUUUCUUUAUUUGUUAACCACCUGCCAGUUGAAAGAGGAUGAAUGCCCCCUCCCGCCAUUCUUGUGUAAUGUGUAAACCUAAGUGAACAAUACAUUUUUACUCCAAGUCAAA
Gavialis gangeticus (Gharial) is the source of this 10128-nucleotide messenger RNA. RefSeq names its product centromere protein F (gene CENPF). Gene Ontology annotation, molecular function: dynein complex binding; protein homodimerization activity; transcription factor binding. Bases 171 to 9095 code for a protein of 2974 amino acids. NCBI's taxonomy places the organism in Eukaryota, Metazoa, Chordata, Crocodylia, Gavialidae. Gene Ontology annotation, cellular component: nucleus; spindle pole; chromosome, centromeric region. Gene Ontology annotation, biological process: mitotic cell cycle; regulation of G2/M transition of mitotic cell cycle; metaphase chromosome alignment. The record is from RefSeq and is a predicted model, not a curated record. The transcript is spliced from 21 exons.